Molecule: messenger RNA, 1782 nt
Organism: Leptosia nina
Lineage: Eukaryota; Metazoa; Arthropoda; Insecta; Lepidoptera; Pieridae
Source: the annotation of a GenBank genome assembly
AUGGAGCAAAGUAAAACUAAAGUUAAAAAGAAGCCGACAAAAAUUGAGGAGAUGACAAAAGAACAAAUCCAAAGGGCUAUUAUUAAGAAACGAGAGUGCAAUGCUAAAGCUCAACAAAUCGUUGAAAGCCUGUUAGAGAAAUGUAUAAGCGAAAAUGAUUUACUCCAGUGUUUACCAGACAUAAAUCAAAGCCAUUUCGAAGACAUCAUAGAAGAGCGAUCGAUUGUACAUCUCUGCGGUUAUCCUCUUUGCCAGAAUGCAGUCUUUGAAAAAGAUAUACCUAAGCAAAAGUAUAGAAUUUCGACGAAAACCAACAAAGUAUACGAUAUCACUGCUCGGAAGAGUUUUUGCAGUAAUAUGUGCUAUAAAUCUGCCAUGUAUGUCAAGAAACAGAUGCUUACCAGCCCUUUAUGGUUCAGGGAAUAUGAAAUUGUACCAACAUUUCAUAUUUUACACCAAGACGUAGUUGGAAGUCUUGGACAAGAGAUUGAUUUAAGUCUGAUUGAAAAAAUUAAAAUUAAACCUGAAUUUACAUCUAUUAAUGAUUUUACUAAAGCCAGCUUAAGUGACGUUCCAGAAAAUGGGAAUAUUUUAGAAAAUACUUCUAAUAAUAAAGUAUUCAAUGAAAAAGGAAAGGUGGAACAUGAUUCCACAAAAAUCAAGGAAAACUGUGUAUCUCAAAAGCACAUAACAAAAACAACAACCAAAAAAGACACUGAACUUUCUAAUAGCACUGAGCAUACUGACAAAAUAAAUCAUAUGACACCACAUAGUGUCAAAGAAAACUCAAAUGUGAAAGUUAAAACUGAAAUGUCCCCUAGGAAACCAAUACCUAACCCAUUGAAUAUUGUUGGUGAUAUAAUUGAAAAGCCAGAGAAGAAAAUUGACCCCAUACUGUUAGAGCCACCACCGCUUAGCAAAAAAGACAAGACGCCAACCCCUAAAAAGUUAUUUACAAAGAAACAACCCUCUGUUAUUGCUAUCACUAUUGAGGUAGAGAAAUGUCUGGCCGAGUGGUUCACAUUGGACACUCUACUCUUCCUAUUUGGUGAUGACAAAGUGAAAGAACUAGUAGAAGAUAAAGGAGAGAGCAUUAAAGAGUAUUUAAAAAAUCAAGCACAGAGUAUUUUCUACAAAUCAAAUUCAUACGAUCAAUAUCAAGCUCUGUGCCGUAAAUUAAACAUGUUAGAGUUAGAAGAUAGAAAAUAUGAUGCACAAACAUUAUGUAGAGAGAUGAAACCAUUACCUGAUUAUACGAUGCUAAAAGAGGAAAGCCAAAAUCUACAGUUAAAGGUAAAAGCAUUCCUUGCAGGGGAAACAGAGAUUCCAGGAGUUUGUAAUACAGAGACCACCGCACCAACAGAAGAAAAUAUUACACUAUUACCGCUAGUAGAUAAAAAUGCCCAGAAUGCUUUAAGACGAAGAAUAGUGUGCGAACAUUUAAACAAAGUAUUACCAGACUUAUUAAGAUCCCUUGGAUUAUUAACACUGUCUGUUAGUGGCGAUGUUAAACUCCUAGUAAAUACAUUUCAAUUACAGCCAAAUAACAUUAUGUUUAAGCCAAUCCAGUGGACAUUGAUUGCUAUAAUAUUCAUUAAAUUACUAUCUCUAAGGGAUAGACGGUUAGAUUAUUUACUGAGGGAGCAAAUGGCAUUUCAACAUAUGCAAUUGUUAUUAUUGAGUUAUAAGCAAGAUGGGGGAUAUCUAGAUAGAUUAAUAUUAUGGCUUACAGAUGUUGAUAGACUUUUGGAUGUCAAUGAUAAACAACUCACAAUUGAAUAA